Molecule: messenger RNA, 1350 nt
Organism: Mycetomoellerius zeteki
Lineage: Eukaryota; Metazoa; Arthropoda; Insecta; Hymenoptera; Formicidae
Exons: 7
Coding region: 1-1350 (449 amino acids)
Source: RefSeq, a predicted model, not a curated record
AUGUUUCAACCGAUUUCUUUUGUAACUAUAUUUUUGAAGCCAGAGAGCAGAAAUAGAAACUCUACAGAUUUAUCACAAUCCGAAGUAUCUGAAACGCAUCCCAUGAAACCUGAUGAAAGAGACACAGCCAUAAUUUCACCAGUACAAGCACUUUUCCCAAAAUCCUCUUUAAAACAGGCAUAUGAAGAUAGAAAUAUAUCAUCGGCUCAAACCCUGUUGCUGAACGUGAAGAAAGAGAAUGAUAACAGGGAUACUUCUGCGGAAAUACAAUUUAUCAAAGAAAUAGAUACGAAUACGGAAGCAGUGUCGACAUUGUCGCGAAUAUUUCCAAAAGAAGAGUGCAGUAAUACAGAUAUUAUAGAUUUAACAUCUAUGGACUAUCCAGUGCCAACAACGUCGAAAACAGUAUCGGUUUGUACACCACCAUCAAAAACAGUAUCGAUUUGUACAACGUCGAAAACGGUAUCGGUUUGUACAACGUCGUCAAAAACAGUUCAUACAACGCACCAAAAUGGUGACAAGACAUCAAAAAGAAGACAUUGGAAUAUUUCGACACAGACACCAGAAUCUUGGGUUCGAGGGAAGAGAUCUAUGGAAAAAUCUGAGAUUUGUGACGACAAUUUGGUCGCAAAGCGAAGGAAAACAUCCAAUGCGGAAAACGAAGAUAAUCGCCUGAACAUGAAUCAAUUUAAAACGGCGUGUACAGACUUACUACCAAGUAAUUCCGCCAUGUUAGUCUCAGCGUGCAUCAAUGCUUGCGAGAAGCCUAAGACUAAAAAGAACUUUAAGGAUAAGCAACUCGCGCUCGAGUUAUUCUUCAUGGCAUCAGGUGCAUACAGAUUUUACCGGCCGUUAUGCUUGCUGCCUACAACUCGUCAGCUGUGGAGACACAUCCGCAAUUGGGAUAUGCUGCCCGGCUUGAAUGACAAUGUGCUUAAUGCAUUGCGUUUGAAGAUCAAGUCACUACCGUCGACGGAGAGACAUUGUUCCCUGUCUGUGAACGAGAUGCGACUUAGGCCACAUCUCUUUUACAAUCUGACGCGCGACAAAAUCGUCGGUUUCCACGAUACCGGUGCAGAGAAGCGACGCACGUUAGCGAGAAAGGUUUUGGUGAUAAUGGCAUGUAGUUUGGAUGGCAACUGGGAACAGCCUAUCGCCUAUUACUUUCACAGUAACACGUGUCGCACCGAUAUCUUGAAGAAUCUGAUAUUCCAAGCAAUAAUUAGAUUAAAGAGCAUCAAUGCGACCGUGCAUGUUUUAAUUACCAAUACAUCACCAACGUUUCUGCGACUAACACGACUACUAGGGAUUUCUGCGGAACGCCCGUCAUUCCUGGUGAACAACGAAUGA